GCCGCACUUAACACCGAGUGAUUUAACCAAUUCAAAUCAGCUUUUCUGGAACCGAAAAGUCGGAGUUUCCCAUUUUAGUUUGUUAAACCCGCUACCUGGAAUACUCCCAGCCCAUUUGGAAUGGGUUCGUAGCUUUUUAGUAUCUGUCAGUGUGCAGUAGUGUGUGAGGACAAUCAGCGACCCCAACAUUUCCGGGCGUUGAAGGGGCCAAGCCAGGACGCAGCAGGGUCGCUGCUGUGUGUCGCCUACUCUGCCGCUCACCUAGCGUAAGGAAAAGGUUGCACAGGUAGACCAGUGAAGACGAAUCAUGAUGGACCAGGGAAAGAAGAUCAUGUUGAUUGUAGUGGAUGUUCUUUGUGUGUUUGCUGUUGCCCUACCCUCUGCCAUCCUGACCAUAAUGUUCCAGCCAUACCUGCGAGGCAUCGACUGUGAAGACAAGUCCAUCAGCUACCCGUUCAGACAGGCCACCAUUUCCCAUGGCACCAUGGCUGCAGUUACCAUCUCCUCCUCCCUCAUAAUAAUCACCAUUGGAGAGGCGUACUUGGUCUACUGCAAGCGGCUCCACUCCAACUCCCAGUUCAACCAGUACCUGGCAGCUCUCUACAAGAUAGUGGGCACCUUCCUGUUUGGAGCUGGUGUCAGCCAAUCACUUACAGACAUGGCCAAGUUCACCAUAGGUCGGCCUCGACCCAAUUUCCUGGCGGUCUGUUCUCCUGUCGUGUGCUCUGGGUUUAUGCCUCAGAUCAACUGUACCGGCAACCCUCGCAACGUCACAGAAUCCAGGUUAUCCUUCUACUCGGGCCACUCCUCUUUCGGGAUGUACUGUAUGCUGUUUCUAGCACUGUACGUGCAGGCUCGUAUGCAGGGAAAGUGGACCCGCCUUGUUCGACCUACCAUUCAGUUCUUCCUGAUUGCAUUUGCAGUGUACGUGGGGUACACACGCGUGUCGGACUUCAAACACCACUGGAGCGAUGUGGUGGUAGGUUUACUACAGGGGGCUCUCAUUGCUGUGCUGAACGUCCGCUACGUGUCAGACUUCUAUAAGUCCCGCCCCUCCCGCUGCCUGCGACCAGCAAACCCCUCUGAGAACGAACAUCUGGAAUGCAAACCCAGCCUGCAGCCACCUGACAACCAACAUAGCAACCACUACAACUGCUCUGCGCCUGUAUGAGUACUUGACAACACAGUAACAUCUACCACUGCCACCAGACGAGCUGUGUUAAACAACCACACUAUAAAAAAAAGUGACGAUCCAGGACAUGUUCAGACAACUUAAUCAGAAUGAAAAACCACUACAUCCACUCUGGUGCAAGCUUGUGAGCACAAAGACAACACAUACCACAAUUCGCUUU
Messenger RNA from Osmerus eperlanus (European smelt), 1352 nucleotides. Its product is annotated as phospholipid phosphatase 2-like. Gene Ontology annotation, molecular function: phosphatidate phosphatase activity. The coding region runs from base 308 to 1171 and encodes 287 amino acids. NCBI's taxonomy places the organism in Eukaryota, Metazoa, Chordata, Actinopteri, Osmeriformes, Osmeridae. Gene Ontology annotation, biological process: phospholipid dephosphorylation; signal transduction; phospholipid metabolic process. The transcript has 7 exons. Gene Ontology annotation, cellular component: plasma membrane. The record is from RefSeq and is a predicted model, not a curated record.